Messenger RNA from Arthroderma uncinatum, 4323 nucleotides. Its product is annotated as oligomycin resistance ATP-dependent permease YOR1. Bases 1 to 4323 code for a protein of 1440 amino acids. Gene Ontology annotation, biological process: transmembrane transport. Gene Ontology annotation, molecular function: ABC-type transporter activity; ATP binding; ATP hydrolysis activity. The transcript is spliced from 3 exons. Gene Ontology annotation, cellular component: membrane. NCBI's taxonomy places the organism in Eukaryota, Fungi, Ascomycota, Eurotiomycetes, Onygenales, Arthrodermataceae. The record is from RefSeq and is a predicted model, not a curated record.
AUGUCGUCACCAGUGAUCGUCAGAGAUGGUGGCAGCCACAGCUUGAAUAGAGAGAUCGACGCCAACAGCAGGUCUGGCAAUAAUAGCGAAUCUGACACUGGUAGUAACGAGGCAGUGGAUAGAAGCAAAGAAGCACAAUCGGAUCCCACGACCAAGCUGAAAUGGUAUCAGAGGUUGAACCCGAUCAGACUUCAAAAACCGCCGCCUGUACCAUCGGAGCGUGCUAUCUCGAAGGAACAUGGAGCGAGUUUGCUCAAUGUGAUAACUUUCCAAUGGAUGCAUUCGUUGAUGUUGACGGGUUAUCUCCGACCGCUUCAACUCGAAGAUAUCUGGCUGGUGAACCCGGAUAGGUCUGUCGAAGGUCUUGCCGCGAGACUUGAUGCCUCUUUUCAAAGGAGGAUCAAGCGUGGAGAUAAGUACCCUCUCCUAGGGGCUGGGUACGAGACGUUCAAAGUUGAAAUAUGGAUCGGUGCUUGUUGCCAGAUGGUAGCAUGUGUUCUCCAGGUUCUCACGCCAUAUACCACCAAAUAUUUGAUUGCCUUUGCGACUGAGGCCUACAUUGCCAAACAUCGACAUUUGCCGGGUCCUCACAUCCAGAAUGGAAUCGGAAUUGCUAUUGGUAUCACAUGUAUGCAGAUUAUUCAAAGCAUAACAACGAGUCAAUUCUUCUUCCGAGGAAUGAUGGUCGGCGGACAGAGUCGAGCAGCCCUUGUCAGCUUGAUAUUCUCCAAAGCAACGAGGCUUUCGGGGCGAGCUAGAGCCGGCGGGAAGGCCAUUGGGCCUGCUGGAAGUGAGCCGAGUGCUGUAGAGGGGACAGCUGAGCUCCGAAAGACACACGACAAUAUCCUGAAAUCGAUAUUUAGCAAGAAGAAGACUGUUGGACCUAGCAAUGCCAAUAACGGUGUGAUGGGCGAUGGAACUGGAUGGAGCAACGGCCGCAUUAUCACAUUAAUGAGCGUUGACACCGAUCGUAUCGACAAAGCCCUUGGCCUCUUUCACUUGCUAUGGACGUCUCCCAUCAUCAUUAUCCUCGCCCUCAUCCUUCUCGUGGUGAAUAUCGGAUAUAGUGCGCUCUCAGGGUAUGCACUGCUACUUGCAGGAAUUCCCCUACUUACACAUGCCAUCAAAUCAUUAAUUAGACGACGAAAGAAGAUCAACAAGAUCACCGAUCAGCGAGUAUCACUUACUCAAGAAAUCUUGCAAGCUGUAAGGUUUGUCAAAUUCUUCGGUUGGGAGCAGAGUUUCUUGAAGCGGCUGAACGAACUUCGGAAGAGAGAAGUACGCGCAAUCCAGGUUGUGCUUGCGAUCCGUAAUGUCCUCCUUUGUAUCGCAUUGUCGCUUCCGGUUUUUGCGUCUAUGCUGUCGUUCAUUACAUUCUCUCUCACCAAACACCCCCUUAACCCGGCACCGAUUUUCUCCUCCCUCGCUCUAUUCAAUACCCUUCGAUUGCCGCUGAAUAUGUUACCACUGGUUCUUGGCCAGGUAACCGAUGCGUGGACCGCGCUAAAUCGAAUUCAGGAGUUCCUCCUUGCCGAAGAGCAGAGAGAUGAUAUCAAGCAGGAUCAAUCCUUGGACAAUGCACUUGAAAUCAGUGGUGCCUCAUUCACUUGGGAACGGCUUCCUACGAAUGCAGAAGAUUCUCCUAAAAAGAAAGGCGCUGGAGCUGAACGCAAAGGAAAAGGGAAAACCCACAAAGAUAUAGAGAAAUGGGACCCUGUCGAUUCUGGCCUCCAGAGUCCCGCAGAACCUUUCCAGCUUACUGACCUAUCAUUCACUGCUGGCCGCAACGAGCUUGUGGCUGUUAUCGGCACAGUAGGCUGUGGUAAAAGUUCUCUACUGGCCGCCCUUGCUGGAGAUAUGCGAAUGACUGGUGGCCAUGCAGCUAUGGGAGCUUCUCGUGCAUUCUGUCCUCAGUACGCAUGGAUUCAGAAUGCAACCGUGAAGGAAAAUAUCUUGUUUGGCAAAGAGUACGACGAGGCAUGGUAUAACGAAGUUAUAGAUGCCUGUGCUUUGCGAGCAGACCUUAAAAUGCUUCCCAACGGAGACCAAACGGAGAUUGGAGAACGAGGCAUAACAAUUUCCGGAGGACAAAAACAACGACUGAACAUUGCUCGUGCAAUAUAUUUCAACAGCUCUUUAGUUCUCCUGGACGAUCCCCUAUCUGCUGUCGAUGCGCAUGUAGGUCGUCAUAUUAUGGAUAAUGCCAUAUGUGGUCUCUUAAAGGACAAGUGCCGCAUCCUCGCUACCCACCAGCUGCAUGUCCUGAGCCGUUGUGAUCGAAUCAUUCUGAUGGACAAUGGCCGCAUUGAGGCGAUAGACACGUUUGAUAAUCUAAUGCACCACAAUGAGAGCUUCCAAAAACUGAUGUCCUCGACGAUACAGGAAGAGGAAGACGAGGAGGUUGCAGGCAAGAGCAAGGAGAGCUCUGAAGGGGCUCAAAAUGCAGAAGAUAAAGCUGAAACGCCGUUGAAGGCGCCCGGCGGUGGCCUGAUGCAAAAGGAAGAGAGAGCGGUAAAUUCCGUUAGCUGGGGAGUUUGGGGAGCCUAUAUUGCUAACUUUGGCUGGCCCAUUAAUCUCCCUAUAAUCGUCCUGGGAUUGUUGCUCGCAAAUGGAGGUACAAUUAUCAAUGCCCUAUGGCUAUCCUAUUGGGUAUCCAGGAAGUUCGACCUUUCCACAGCAGCAUAUAUCGGAAUCUAUGUCGCCUUGGGUGCUGCACAGGCUCUCUUCUUGUUCAUUUUUUCAACCACGUUGACCAUAAGUGGAACAAACGCAAGCAAAGCAAUGCUCUCUCGAGCUAUCCAUAAAGUGUUGCGAGCUCCGAUGUCUUUCUUUGACACCACUCCCUUGGGUCGAAUGACAAACAGGUUUUCGAAAGAUAUCCAUACGAUGGACAAUGAUUUAACAGACGCAAUGCGCACGUUUUAUUUGACGUUUGGCCUGAUUCUUGCUGUGAUCGCACUGAUAAUCGUAUACUUCCACUAUUUCGCCGUUGCUCUUAUUCCGUUGUUAAUUAUAUUCCUUUUCGCAUCCAAUUUUUACCGAGCAUCUGCGAGAGAACUCAAACGUCAUGAGGCCGUCCUUCGGUCUGAAGUCUUCUCUCAGUUUACAGAAGCCAUAUCGGGGACAGCAUCUAUAAGAGCGUAUGGUCUUCAAGAUUAUUUCACGCGUCGACUUCAAAAGGCUGUCGACAACAUGGACAGUGCAUAUUUCCUAACCUUUUCCAACCAGCGAUGGCUAACCAUUCGGCUGGAUGCCGUUGGAUGGUUAAUGGUUUUAGUCACAAGUAUAUUGGUUGUCACGUCAAGAUUCGACGUAGAUCCAAGUAUAUCCGGCCUAGUUCUCUCAUUCAUCCUUUCGAUUUCCCAAUUACUACAAUUCACCGUUCGUCAGCUUGCUGAAGUGGAAAAUAGCAUGAACGCAACAGAAAGAAUACAUUAUUAUGGAACGCAACUAGAGGAAGAGGCGCCACUGCAUUUGCGGGAGAUGGAUGAAAAUUGGCCCCAAUCGGGACAAAUAUCCUUUUCAAAUGUUGAAAUGAGAUAUCGCAAUGGCCUUCCGCUCGUUCUUCGAGGGCUUGAUUUGGAUAUCAAGGGAGGAGAACGAAUUGGAAUUGUAGGACGAACUGGAGCCGGGAAAUCCAGUAUCAUGUCAGCCCUUUUCCGAUUGACCGAACUUUCAAGAGGAUCCAUUAAGAUUGAUGACAUUGAUAUUUCCACCGUUGGGCUGCAUGAUCUUCGUAGCCGGCUGGCCAUCAUCCCACAGGAUCCAGCCCUUUUCCGUGGGACUGUACGAUCCAACUUGGAUCCUUUCAAUGAACACACUGACCUCGAACUUUGGUCUGCGUUGCGGCAGUCUCAUCUUGUUGGCGAAGACAAGGAGAGCCACAGUGACAUCGAUCACGCCGACGAAAAGGACACAGAGCUACCAACAAGUGACCCCCAGCAGCAGCAGCAAAAAAUUCACCUGGAUACAGCAGUAGAGGAAGAAGGAUUAAAUUUCUCUCUCGGCCAAAGACAGUUAAUGGCCCUUGCCAGAGCGUUGGUUCGUGGUUCGCGCAUCAUCGUGUGUGACGAGGCUACCUCUUCGGUCGAUUUUGAAACGGACCAGAAGAUCCAAGAGACAAUGGCAGUGGGAUUCAAGGGCAAGACACUCCUUUGUAUCGCACAUCGACUACGCACGAUUAUCAACUAUGAUCGAAUAUGUGUAAUGGACCAGGGAUGUAUAGCUGAAAUGGAUACCCCGUUAGCCUUGUGGGAACAAAACGGAAUAUUCAGGGGGAUGUGUGAACGAAGCGGCAUUGUUAGAAGCGAUUUAGUCGCGUAG